ACAAUAAUAGAUUUUAAUAAUAACUCUACGCAUUAUAAAGACAAAUAUACAAAAAUACGUUAUGCAAGUGAACAUAAUAGUGCAAUAGAAACAUGAACAAGAUAAAAUUUUAUACGUUAUUAGAAAACAAAGCAAAUGUUGCCUAAUGUAAUCAUCAGAGCAAUAACAGUCUUAACAUGCGGACUUACGUCCUACAUUUCAAUGUCGCCGUCCUCUCGAGAGGACCCGCUGGUGUUUAUUGCGAAUCCCGUCGAGGCGAUGAUGCCAGGACACUGGAUACCAGCAAGCGUUGUCAAGGCAAUACUUGGAGGGACUGAAAGUACAAAGACAAUUGUGAAAUUACGACAAACUAUCACUCGUAAACUAACAACAACUACUACUACCACAACAACUACAACUACACCAAAGCCAACUACUACAGUAGCAACAACACUACCGCCAACAACAACCACAACUACUACCACUGUACCGCCGCCCACCGACGCACCUACAACAACUCCGGAAACAACAACAACUACGACAACUUUGCCUACUACUACGACUACACCAACACCAACGACUACUCCAACAACAACUACCACACCGACAACAACAACACCAACAACAACAACCCCAACAACAACCACACCAACAACAACUACACCAACAACAACUACACCAACAACAACUACACCAACAACAACUACACCAACAACAACAACCCCAACAACAACUACACCAACAACAACAACAACAACACCAACGACUACUACGACGCCGACAACUACCACCCCAACGACGACUACACCAACAACAACAACCACAACAACAACGACGACUACAACAACAACAACCACGACAACAACAACAACUCCAAAACCGAGACCAAAUCGUAAACCAAAACGUGUCACCGAUGGUCAUGAUAAUUUAACGUAAAUUUAUAUUAAAAGCAUUGGUAUAUUUUGUAA
This is a messenger RNA of Papilio xuthus (Asian swallowtail), 947 nucleotides long. RefSeq names its product salivary glue protein Sgs-3. Bases 136 to 915 code for a protein of 259 amino acids. The record is from RefSeq and is a predicted model, not a curated record. Lineage: Eukaryota; Metazoa; Arthropoda; Insecta; Lepidoptera; Papilionidae. The transcript is spliced from 2 exons.